AUGGGGAGUGGUAGUUGUUUUAAUGCUUUGCAUGGGCUGAAGCCAUUGAUGCUAAUGCUGGUGGUUCAGUUUACAUCUGUUGGAGUGAACUUGUUCUACAAACUGGCCGCUAAUGAUGGAAUGGACAUCAGGCUUAUUAUUGCCUAUCGCUUCACUUUUGCCACCGUUUUCCUUGCUCCUAUUGCCUUCUUCGUUGAAAGAAAGAGCAGGCCAAAGCUCACUCGGGCGGUACUCCUCCAAUCAUUUUUUUCUGGCUUGUUUGGAGGAGCAUUGUCACAAAAUUUGUACAUUGCAAGUUUAUCGUUAACAUCUCCAACAUUUGCUUCCGCCAUCACUCAACUCAUCCCCGCCAUUACUUUUGCUUUAGCCGUCUCCUUUGGGUUGGAGAGAUUGAAUUUAAGGAGCGUAGGAGGGAUGGCAAAGGUGUUGGGAACAUCAAUGGGAAUAGGUGGAGCAAUGCUUAUGACAUUUUACAGAGGUGUGGCGAUCGACUUAUGGACCACCCAUGUUGACCUUGUGCAUGGUAGUGAUCAGCAACAACCACACUUGGAAGCAGCAGCAGCAGCUUCGCAUGAUGAGUUUGCUCAUCGAGUCUUGGGUUGUCUUCUGGCUCUCGCCAGCUCCUUUGGCUGGGCCUUGUGGCUAAUUAUUCAGGCUAAGAUGGGUGAGAAAUACCCUAGUUAUUAUUCAAGCGCAGCUCUACUGUCGUUUAUGGCGGCAAUCCAGUCCCUUGGUUUUGCUCUCUGCGUCGACAGGGACUGGAACCAUUGGAAGUUAGGUUGGAAUAUUAGACUUCUAACAGUCCUAUACCUGGGGAUUGUGGGUACUGGAGUAAGUGUGACCUGUACUACACUUUGCAUAAGCAUGAGAGGGCCUCUGUAUGCGUCAGUUUUCGGGCCUCUGGUUCUUGUUCUUGUUGCCCUGGUCGGCACUUUGGUGUUGGAAGAGAAGUUACACCUCGGAAGUGUGCUUGGAGCGGUGUUAAUCAUUGGUGGCUUAUACGGUGUGCUGUGGGGAAAGAGCAAAGACAUAAAGAAGAUGAAUCAAUCGGUGCCAACAACAAGCAGCUUUGAGGAUCAGGAAUCUGUAGUUGAAAUUGUCUCACUGCCUCCGGAUAAUAAUAAAGGCAAUAACAACAUGAAUGAGACGGUCGGUCACAAAUAG
Fragaria vesca subsp. vesca is the source of this 1164-nucleotide messenger RNA. RefSeq names its product auxin-induced protein 5NG4-like. The record is from RefSeq and is a predicted model, not a curated record. Bases 1 to 1164 code for a protein of 387 amino acids. Gene Ontology annotation, molecular function: transmembrane transporter activity. Gene Ontology annotation, cellular component: plasma membrane. The transcript has 7 exons. Lineage: Eukaryota; Viridiplantae; Streptophyta; Magnoliopsida; Rosales; Rosaceae.